AUGGGCGAAGACAUAAAACUCCAACCACCUGCUCAAGCGCACACAACAGCACCCCUACCCUACGACUACGAAGCCCAACAAGCCUACCCAGUCAAGAACAAAAUCCGAACAUGGGAAGACACACGCCGUGAAUGGAAACAUGGAUCUAAGGCAAGGGUUGUCCAGUACUAUCUCGCAUAUUUCUUGAUUGGCCUUAUUUCGGGGGCGAUUGUCGGCAUUAUCAUUGGUCUUGUUCUUCGGUAUACAUGA
Messenger RNA from Aspergillus puulaauensis, 249 nucleotides. RefSeq lists its product as uncharacterized. The coding region runs from base 1 to 249 and encodes 82 amino acids. The record is from RefSeq and is a predicted model, not a curated record. The transcript has a single exon. Lineage: Eukaryota; Fungi; Ascomycota; Eurotiomycetes; Eurotiales; Aspergillaceae.